UUUUCAGGCCUACUUUUGUAUAUUGUUCCAAUUUGUUGUUCAAGUUUUGUAUUGGGCAGUCUCCACACAGCUCUUCAUCCAUCUCGACCAUCCUUAUCAAUCUCAUUUUUUUCUCAAAACAAAAAUGAACCGAAGGUUGAACGAAGUUGCAUCUUCAGGGGAUAUCGACUCCUUGUAUAUGAUAUUUCAAGAAGAUGCCUACAUUUUAGAACGUAUAGAUCAGGUACCUUUUGUAGAUACCCCAUUACACAUCUCAGCAUCAGCAGGACAUGUCCCUUUUUCCUUGGAGAUCAUGAGGUUGAAACCAUCCUUAGCCAAGAAGCUUAACCCAGAGGGCUAUACCCCUAUCCACUUGGCAUUGCAAAAUAACCAAACGAAAACCGUGUUGCGGCUCGUUGAUAUCGAUCGAGAUCUCGUAAGCAUACAAGGGAGAGAGGGCUUAACUCCAUUGCACAUUGCAGCCUCGGGAGGCAUGGAUGAUAUAUUGGCUAAGUUUCUAACUUCGUGCCCAAAAUCUAUUAAAGAAUUGACCAAUCGUAAUGAGUCUGCUCUACAUAUUGCUAUUAAAAAUGAAGAUAUUGAAUCUGUCAAAAUCUUGCUACAAUGGAUCCAGAAAACUUGCAUGGCCUCAAUACUUAAUUGGUGUGAUGACGAAGGAAACAAUGCGAUGCAUCUUGCGGCGCUCGAAAAUCAAAUUGAGAUGGUGAAGCUUCUCAUAAACAAAGUGGAUAUGAAAGCAAAGAAUUUGGAAGGCAAGACAGCACUAGACAUAAUGAAAGAACAUGGUCAUGUGGAAGACAAAGAGGUAAGAGAGAUGCUCCAUGGUUCCCACAUUUUCAAAAAUGUUGCAAAAUGUUUGCAUUCAAUAUUAUUGUUUGUGAAGAGGUUAGUGAUUACGGACUAUCGUGAGAUUCUUUACAUGUCUAAAAAGGAUCGGAAUGGCAUAUUAGUAGUUUCUGUGCUCAUUGCCACUGCAACUUACCAAGCUGCUCUAAGUCCACCCGAGAUAGACAGGGAUUUCUUCAUUCAACACUACAAAUGGAUCCCAUACGAAUGCUUCGUACAGUUAAAUACUUGGGCAUUCAUUGCUUCAAUGAUAGAGAUUUGUGUUCAUCUUCCUUCUGGGAUUGGCUUGCUCUCCAUUUGGUUCUCCCUUUGGUGA
Molecule: messenger RNA, 1162 nt
Organism: Cucurbita pepo subsp. pepo (vegetable marrow)
Lineage: Eukaryota; Viridiplantae; Streptophyta; Magnoliopsida; Cucurbitales; Cucurbitaceae
Source: RefSeq, a predicted model, not a curated record